This is a messenger RNA of Notechis scutatus (mainland tiger snake), 2521 nucleotides long. NCBI's taxonomy places the organism in Eukaryota, Metazoa, Chordata, Lepidosauria, Squamata, Elapidae. The record is from RefSeq and is a predicted model, not a curated record.
AUGGAAGGCAGCUUGCUGUUUUAUGCUGGAAAAAUCCCUGGAACCAGAUUGGCUGAGCUGAAGGCAAAAUAUGUCCUGAUACAUGAUACUCUAGUAAGUUUACAGGAAUCGGAGAUUCGGCUGCUGCAGGAUGCCAAACGUUUCACGGUUAAGCUGGAAGAGCAGCAGGAGAUACUGGAAAAAGCCGAACAGUUUCCAGAAAGCACCACUUCCGAGGUCUCCAAACUGAGGCAGCAGUACCUGAGAUACUUCAACGAGUACAACGCCAUUCAAGAGAGAGAGUUUGAAAUUCAGUAUAGGCUGAAUAGUUUACAAGAAGACAAGAAAUUAAUUGAAAAGGACCAUCGCAGAGUCCCCAAAGCUUCUGAUGCGGAGAAGAAAAUUAAAGCCCUGAGGGACAGUUGCGAAGACCUGCGUAAAGAAACAACGCAGAGAAGGCUGGAAAUUAAAAACAUGAAAGACGAUCUGUUUGUAAGGCAUAAACGUCUCACUAAGGAGCACAAAGAAGUGGAUGAACUAUUUCGAAAACAAGAAGACUUAAAGGAUGAACUUGUCCGUCUCCAAGCCAUUCCUAUUCAGCUCGGAAAGGAUAUGGAAAAAAUAAGCCGCAGAAUGCAAGACAUAGAGAAGAGAAAAAUCUUGCUUCAGGAAGAAGCGCAAGAACUUGUGGAGAUGUCCAAAAAAAUGGAGACCAAGUGCGUGGAGGCCAUGGAGGAGAAAGAAGAUGCGAUCAAGGAGGUCGAAGGGAAGAAAGCGCUGCUCGAGAUCAAAGAGCGAGAAUUCAACACUCAGAGCAAGGUGCACGAGAUGAAUAAGGAGAACGAAGGCACCGCCAUUUCAGAGAGGGGUGUAUUAGAAAUGGGUUUUCGCAAUAUGACCAAUUUGAAACAGAAACUGCACGAUACUCUGAGUCGGAUGCAAAGGGAGAAGGAGAAGGAUUUCCGAACUUUUAAAAAGAUGGAAAUGCAGCUGAAAAUCGCUCAGGAAAGCCUGAUCCAAGUUCAGUCGCAUCACGAAAGAAUGCUUUUAGAGUUAGAUGCUGCUAUCCCUAAAGACGAUGCGACAAUAUUAGAGAGGCGAAGGGAGCUUCAGAGAGAAGUGGAAAUAGCAAAGCGAAAUCUGACACAAGAGAAAACAUCCACCGAUGCUGAGGUGCGGACUCUCGAGCAGUGCAUUGCUGAGGAAGACCAACUUUUUCAUGCUCAGGAGCAUUACAGGGAAGAGUUCAAUAACUUGAUCCGCAUGACCCAGCUCAAGGCGGAUGAGCGGGAACAAAAAUCGAAGGACUUCUUGAAAGCUCAGCAGCGCCUGAAUAACAUCAUUGCAGAUAUAAAAACGAAAGACUUCGAAAUUAGGGAGCAUACAAAGAAACGGAGAGAGAUUCAUAGACAGAUGAAAGAAUUUGCCAAACUGUACGACAUCGUGCGGCACGAGAGAAACAAGUUGGUGAGCAUUGUACACUGCGCUCGCCAGAAAACAAAUGAAAUUAAAGACAAAGUCAAAAUGCUGGAUAAUGAGAUGGAGAUCUUAAGGACCAACGCCGUAAUUAAGGAAAGAAAACUGCAGAAAUACCAGAUGAAGUAUUCCAACAACGUUGCGAUCAAGGACAGCAUCCAGAGCGAUGUUUGCAAGGUUUAUCAGACCGUCCAGGACAUGAAGGAGAAACGGGAGCAGCAGCUGAUGGACGUCGAACGGCUGACCAACACGCUCACCCGGAUCGAGGAGGAAAUGGUCCAGUUGCGCAAGACAUACGAAAAGGCUGUCCAGAGACGAAAUGAAAGUGGCGUUCAGCUCAUCGAACGCGAAGAAGAAGUGUGCAUUUUCUAUGAAAAAAUAAACAUUCAGGAAAUGAUGAGCCGAAAUGGUGACAUUGAGAUUAAUGUGAUGGAUGAGAAAAUACGGUAUCUGAAACUGAAGAUGAUCGAGAAAAAAAGGCAGAUUGAAUUACAUGUCAAAAUGUUGCCAACCAAGAGGACUCUUGAUGCUGAUUUAGUGGUGCUUCAAAUUCAGUUUUCACAAUGCAAGGACAAAAUUAAAAGCCUGGAGAAGCAGUUUACCGACCCAGACCGAGAAAACAGAGUAAGAGCAUUGCCUGGAAAGGACCCCUCCAUUCAAGAGCUCUUCAAGAAGAUAGAGGAGCAGGCCCUGGAAGAAGAACAGGCUGCCCUGCCAACUGCCGUCCACACUACGGCGGAGCAGCGUCCCAACGCCUACAUUCCCGAUGACGAAAACGUUCUCCCGCUACCGAGGCCUUACGGCUCGCUGGCGCCGUUCAAACCGAGUGAGCCCAGCGCCAACAUGAGGCACAUCAGGAAGCCAAUUGUGAAACCGAUAGAAAUCUGAGUGGCUUCAAGUUCUGGUGAAGGAGAACAACUUCUCACUUCUGAGAAACGGUCUAUUUUGCAUUCUAUUAAAAGACGUUCCCGGGAUGAUAAGGGGCGGGCAUGAAAAUGUAUGGCUUAGUAGCUCAAGGAAUGUUUUUGCCUUCUUGAAAGUUCUGGAAAUACGUAAUGAAAUAAAU